AUGGCUGCUCGUGGGCUCGGCACCCUCUUCAAGAUCGAGCAAGGAGCGAAGGUGGUCGUUCAUCCACCGCGAGCGCUCCAGUCGACAAGCACGCAGCCACCAGCUCCGUCAGUCAUCGAGCUCGAUGAGUAUACCUGGGGUAGCCGCUACAACGGCCCAUCGAACGCCGGAACGCAGACACCUAUCCCCCCCAAUGAGUUGGAAAUGAGCCAUCCGCCGACACCCAAGCGGGCCGAAGCUGCUGGCCUCGUGCAAAGCUUUUCUAACCCGGCAAUGAAUAAAUGGAGAGUGCUUGCAGCUUGCCUCGUCUACUUUGGCAACGGGUUGAAUGAUGCAGCAACCGGUGCUAUCAUCCCGUACAUGGAGAAGGAAUACCACAUCGGACACGCUAUCGUGUCCCUUAUCUUCGUAACUACGGCAGCAGGCUUUAUUCUAGCAGCGCCAUUCAUCGAUGCGCUCGAUGGCCGCAUCGGGCGAGCGAGAACCUUCAUCACAGCGGAAAUGCUCAUCAUCAUUGGAUUCGUGAUGAUUGCCUGCACACCACCUUAUGCGGUGGUCGCCAUCGCGUUCUUCUUGAAUGGGUACGGUGCAGCGACAACUCUGGCGCUGAACAAUGUCUUCCUCGCUAAUCUGGCUGGGGCGACGGUCCUUCUGGGAGUCGGUCACGGCUGCUAUGGUAUUGGCGGUAUUGUUGGUCCGAUCAUGGCGACCGCUAUGAUUUCAGCAGGCAUGCCAUGGACUCGAUUCUACCUUGUCGCCCUAGGCAUCCGGGUGAUCUCCCUCGUGAUGACCGGCUGGGCUUUCUGGAACUACGAGAACGAGGCGUCAACGCAGCUGCUGACAGCUCUCGAAAGAACUGCAAGUCAGCGUGCAGCUAUUGAAGACGGUGCACCAACGAAAAAGCAGCUGUUAAAACGAGCUUUGAAAAACAGGGUAACCGUUAUGGGAGCCUUGCUUAUCUUUGCGUAUCAGGGUGCGGAGGUCGCCAUUUCAGGCUGGGUUAUUUCCUUCCUCAUUGACUAUCGCGAUGGCGACCCGGCACAAGUGGGAUUUGUCACGGCAGGCUUUUGGGGUGGCAUCACUCUCGGCCGCUUCUUGCUCACCCACGUAGCUCACACCGUCGGCGAGAAGCGCUUCGUGUACGGUCUCGGACUCGGCGCAAUCGCGUUUCAGUUACUUGUAUGGCUCGUCCCCAAUGUCAUCGGCAAUGCUGUAGCGGUUUCUGUCGUCGGUCUACUGCUGGGGCCUGUCUACCCUUGCGGGCAAACGAUAUUCGUGAGGCUACUUCCACACAACAUACAGACAACUUCGAUUGGAUUCAUUUCCUCGGCUGGUAGCUCGGGUGGAGCAGUCGUACCCUUUACGACGGGUCUCUUAGCGCAAGCAGUCGGCACUUACGUUCUGCACCCUGUGGCGAUUGCGUUCUUUGUAGUCAUGCUGGCCUGUUGGUUUGGCUUGCCAAACAUCAGGAAGCGGGAAGAAUAA
Molecule: messenger RNA, 1485 nt
Organism: Coniosporium apollinis CBS 100218
Lineage: Eukaryota; Fungi; Ascomycota; Dothideomycetes
Exons: 4
Coding region: 1-1485 (494 amino acids)
Biological process (GO): transmembrane transport
Cellular component (GO): membrane
Molecular function (GO): transmembrane transporter activity
Source: RefSeq, a predicted model, not a curated record